GUUCUCAUCAUAUAAAACUUGGCCGCAGCAAUCACGCAGUCUUUCAAGGACUCACUCAACAACCAUUAUCAUCGAUUAUAUAUCAUGGGGGACACCCUACAAUCUCUCAUCCUCGUCAAAAACCCCACCUUGAUCUUUGGGGUCAGCGAGUUUCUACUCGCAGUGUUAUCAUUAAGCCCAACCCCGACGUUUGUACCGUUGGUACUGCUCCUCACCAUUCUGCGCGUCCAUGGGAUGCGCAUCUCAUGCCGAAGCACUAGGGUAUUGGAGCUAAUGUGCUCUUGGGUAGCUGUAACAGCUGGUGCUUCAUUAGCGCAUUACUCCUCCGCAACAAAUGCGCUGUCAAGCUCGCUGCAGUCGUUUGCUGCGGUUGCGGUUAUGUCCGCAGCCACAUACGUGUUGGCAAUCUUGCCGUUUUAUGUAGAUAUCCGAUUCCGUCACAAAUUCCAAACUGUCUGGGCUCAGGUCGCCUUUUUACCUGUUGUGUGGGCGAUGACAUGGGCUAUUGUAUCCCACCUCUCCCCCGUGGGGAGACUCCUAAAUUGGAGUCCAGUCUCUUCUUCCCAUCCUUUUGGUUGGUUACUACCCUAUACAGGGCCAAUGGGCAUCGACUGGGCCGUCGGUGCCUGUGCGGCUCUGUCUUCGGAAGUUGCAGCUGCCUGGCUAAUGAGCACCGACAACGACGAGCAACUGGUUCACCUGUCUACUUCGUCCGGUGAAGCGCAAUCCAACAGGCGCUCGCGGAGUCUUCUCACUUUAGGAACACUUCUUGUCGCACUCACCCUUCCGUCUUUAUAUGUCGGUCUACCCGCUCGAACUGACACCAUCUUUGAUACUUCGCCUCUGGGUGUUGCCUGCGCCCUCCCACCCGUUCGCAAAGGUCAACGUCCAACUCUCGGCGACUUCAUUACCGAGACCAAAAAAUUAACUUCGCAGGCCAAGGUAGUUCUGUGGCCUGAAAGUGCGGUAGAGUUCGAGGGUCAGGAGGAGAGGGAAGCCGCGUUCGAAGAGUUGCGCAAGAAUAUUCAGAGAUCUGUGAUCGGAGUUGCCUUCGAUGAAUUCGUGCCCAAAGAUCCGUCAAACCCCGGUGGAUCACACAUGCGGCGCAACGGGCUUGCCCUUGUCCAUGAAGGACAGAAGAAAGGCGAGGAAGUCGUACAAUAUUACAAACGUAACCUCGUUCCGUUCACAGAAUCCUUCUCAGCAAUUCCUUCAACUGAGCCCCCAGCUAUGUACAACUUUGAGCUUGGCCCUCCAAAAUGGGCGACGAAAUCUGAAUGGUCCUCGACGCCUAAUCAUACCCGCCCAGUUACUAUCACAUCAUCUAUCUGUCUUGAUUUCGCGUUCUCAUCUGCGUUUAGUUCGCUUGACUCCAGACCAGCUUUGAUCCUGGCACCCGCUCGCACGUGGGACUCCACCGUCAGUCUGGCGAUGUGGGAACAAGCAAAGUCGCGUGCAAACGAAAUCGGGAGCAUGGUGCUGUGGUGUGAUGGAGGAGCAAUGGGAGUCAGUGGCGUUGGAGGUGGUGGCAUUUCGGAGAUUAUGCAACUUGGCUCCGGAUCGUGGACUCGCACUAUCGGCUUGCAGUUCCCAUUCGACCAAAGGAGGACUGUCUAUGCCGUGGUUGGAGACUUCGGUGUGCUCGUUUUGUUGGUCGCGAUCAUGGGCGGAAGCUCAGUUGUUUGGCAUCUGCCGGCACUUUCCGGUAGCCUCUCCGGUAGCCGUUCGGUCCUGCAAGCAGUGCCGCUCUUGCGGCGUCUCCUCCCUGGUAGACAAAGGGAUCAAGAGAGUCUGAUUGAUGUUGCAGUACCGGGUGAGAGGCAGAGCUUACUGCACUGAUCUUCCCUGCAGUUGUCGUGAAUGACAAGUCGUUUUUUUGUUUGAUUUCUUGUUCGGCUUGUUCUGUGUACUUAUAGCUACCAGCGUCUGUCAUCCUGUCUAACACGAACACAAGUCUUUAUAUCAGCUGUUUGCUUUCCUCGCUCAGAUGAAACAAUGAAAAUGAUUGAUGUCUUGGAGCUGAAUCAGGAGAUGCCCACAACAAGGGACGAUCAUGAUACUAUUCCACCCGUUCUGGUCCUAAUUACUCCUCGC
Molecule: messenger RNA, 2094 nt
Organism: Suillus subaureus
Lineage: Eukaryota; Fungi; Basidiomycota; Agaricomycetes; Boletales; Suillaceae
Exons: 2
Coding region: 85-1839 (584 amino acids)
Biological process (GO): lipoprotein biosynthetic process
Cellular component (GO): membrane
Source: RefSeq, a predicted model, not a curated record